Molecule: messenger RNA, 1670 nt
Organism: Panicum virgatum (switchgrass)
Lineage: Eukaryota; Viridiplantae; Streptophyta; Magnoliopsida; Poales; Poaceae
Product: enoyl-[acyl-carrier-protein] reductase [NADH] 2, chloroplastic
Exons: 13
Coding region: 295-1419 (374 amino acids)
Biological process (GO): fatty acid biosynthetic process
Molecular function (GO): enoyl-[acyl-carrier-protein] reductase (NADH) activity
Source: RefSeq, a predicted model, not a curated record
GAUGGCCCUCUAAACCCCGCAGGGGCCCCACGUGUCAUUCUCCGUCCACGCCGGCUCAUCCAACCUGAAGCCUCAUCGAGAACUUCCCUUCCCCCUUCUGGUGGAGCCGGCACAAUCGUUCGCGCUCCGAUUGCAACGCCGCCAUUCCUCUCGCCCUCUCCCUCUGUUUCUUAAACCUUUCCCUUCUCUCGGAGCCUCUCCUCCUUCCCUGGCGGCGACGACUGGGCGAGCGGCGGCGCCAUUUGUCCUGUCUUCACCAGCCCUUUGCCGGCGACGAGCGCAUCCUCCAGGGCAAUGGGAGCAUCCGUGACAACUGGUAUGCAGAUGCUGGCCAUGCGCCCAUGCAUCCCAGCCUGCAAACAAGUGCUUGGUUCGACAUCAGCGCUAUCUGCAUUUGGAAGGGCACUUAGUACCAGAACUGGGUUUGGCAGCUGUUCCAAACCCACAUCAGUGGGGCCAAUGACUUCUUCAAAUUGUAAGAGGGUUAUUGUGAGGGCAAUGUCUCAGAGAGGGUCUCAAGGGCUUCCCAUUGAUCUCACAGGCAAAAGAGCAUUUAUUGCUGGAGUUGCUGAUGAUAAUGGUUAUGGUUGGGCAAUUGCUAAGGCUCUUGCUGCAGCUGGUGCUGAGAUUCUUGUUGGUACAUGGGUGCCUGCAUUGAACAUAUUUGAGACAAGCUUGAGACGUGGAAAGUUUGACGAAUCACGGAAGCUACCUGAUGGAUCCCUUAUGGAGAUCGCUAAAGUAUAUCCACUGGAUGCGGUUUAUGACACUCCUGAGGAUGUUCCUGAAGAUGUUAAAGCCAACAAAAGAUAUGCUGGUGCUUCAAACUGGACUGUUAAGGAAGUUGCUGAAACUGUGAAGAAUGAUUUUGGCAGCAUUGAUAUCCUCGUGCAUUCUCUCGCUAAUGGUCCUGAGGUAACAAAGCCACUGUUGGAGACAUCAAGGAGAGGGUAUCUUGCUGCAAUUUCAGCAUCUAGUUAUUCCUUUGUUUCCUUACUUCAACACUUCCUUCCCAUAAUGAAUCCAGGAGGUGCUAGUAUCUCUUUGACCUACAUAGCUUCUGAGAGGAUAAUUCCGGGCUAUGGUGGUGGUAUGAGUUCAGCAAAAGCAGCACUCGAGAGUGAUACAAGAGUUCUUGCGUACGAAGCAGGUCGAAAAGGCAAAAUCAGAGUAAACACAAUAUCAGCAGGUCCCCUGGGAAGCAGGGCUGCGAAAGCUAUCGGAUUCAUCGAGAAGAUGAUAGAGUAUUCCUAUGUCAAUGCACCACUGCAAAAGGAGCUAUUGGCAGAUGAAGUUGGGAACACAGCAGCAUUCCUCGUGUCCCCGUUGGCGUCUGCAGUCACUGGCUCAACUAUCUACGUUGACAAUGGGCUCAACACAAUGGGACUUGCACUUGACAGCCCAACUUUAUCCACAUAGGAGGCUCUCGGCUUUGGAAUUAGUUCAGAGGACGGUAGAUUUUGCAGGAAAUUGAGUUUAUUGUUUGCAUUAAUUUGAACUAUCAGUUGCCCUCCGGGAAUAGAAUCGUAGGAUGCAGUUUAUGGGUCCAUGUAAUGCUAGGGUUUAGCUUUUCUAGGCAACUGAGCUCCCUUUGCUGUCUUCAGCUUCUGUUCGUUGUAAGUAAAUCGUCCAAGGUCUCGACCUUUGUGGUAAAUGUUUUUUAUAAACAA